GAGGCAGAAGUUCAUGAGCUGUUUGCAUUGAUUCUCACCUGGAAGUUCUGUGUUUGGAAGUUUUGAAGGUUUGGGGGAGAACUGAAGUACGUCAGUGAAGGGAUUAAUUUUGCUGUUUGGUGACAUCCCAUUGAAGGAGUGGACAAGAAGAGCAAGAAAUAUAUCUGUGCACAGGCGGUGCUUCUCCUUCCUGAGCACUGCCCAGUAGGCCAGUCCCUAUUGACGGAGCUGGGUCAGGCCAGAUCUUCCCAGAGAAACACUCAACAUCCACCUGUGAACAGCAAGGGAAGUUGGAUCUAUCGUGGCUACAAGCUGUCACUCAAAAGUAUUUCUGCCUUCAAAGUCCAUUUCCAAGCAGCAAGAGCAGACACCUUCCUGCACAGGGGAGACAGCAGCCAGGAAGGAAACCUCCUGUGGGACAACCAGGCAGAAUCCCGAGGAAAAGAAGUCAGCAUGGGAAGGAAGGGCGAUGCCAAAUCCCACUGGGCCCAGAAUGCCUCUUGGUGUCUACACCGGAUCUGAGCGACCAACCUCCGCUGCCCAACCGCACGUGAAUCUUCCCAGCUGCUGCCUGUUGCCUGCUCACGGCUGGAGAGGGAUGGUGCUGGGCGAGGGCUCGGGGGUCCCACGCCCCACGGGCAGCUUUUGGCUGCAGCCCUCUUUGCCACGGAGCCGGGAGUGAUGGCCAGCGCAGCCCCGCUACCACCCCCCCUGCGCUGGGAGGACUUUCUUCAGCCGUCUCCCGAAGGAAGGAAGGGCAGAAGGAAGAGCCGGCAGCCGGGAGCGGUGAGAGGAGCCACGAGAGAGUGAGAAGGACAUGGUGGCUGUGAGUGGGAUGUAGUAGUGAUUGAGAUUUCCACACAGGAGUGAGAGUCAAAGAACCUGUGUGUGAAAUCGUCAUGAAUGAGAGAAGAAAGUAAUACAGUAUUGGAUGUGCCUGUUUGCUGCCACUGUUUAGAGGGAAAAUGAUGCAUUAUGGGGACUCACUCGAAAGGAGUGAAUGAGAUGAACUGUUUGGGUUAUAGUAUCUGAAAGGCUAAAUUAUUCUCUUGGAGAGACGUUCUAAAUGAGCCUGACCGAGAUCCUGGAUCUGUGUGAAGAGGACUAAGGAUAUAGGAUGUCAACUGAGACAGAACUUCAAGUGGCUGUUAAAACCAGCACAAAGAAAGACUCCAAAAAGAAAGGUCAGGAUCGCAGCGAAGCCACUUUAAUAAAAAGGUUUAAAGGUGACGGUGUCCGAUACAAAGCAAAACUGAUUGGGAUAGAUGAGGUUUCUGCAGCACGAGGAGACAAGUUAUGCCAAGACUCCAUGAUGAAGCUCAAGGGAAUUGUUGCUGCGGCUCGUUCGAAAGGAGAACAUAAACAAAAAGUCUUCUUGACAGUUUCCUUUGGGGGAAUCAAAAUCUUUGAUGAAAAGACAGGGCUACUACAGCAUCACCAUGCAGUUCAUGAAAUUUCAUACAUCGCAAAGGAUAUCACAGACCACCGAGCGUUCGGAUAUGUGUGUGGAAAGGAGGGGAAUCAUAGAUUUGUGGCAAUAAAAACAGCCCAGGCAGCUGAACCAGUAAUCCUGGACUUGAGAGACCUGUUUCAGCUCAUCUAUGAACUGAAACAAAGGGAAGAAAUGGAAAAAAAGGCACAAAAGGACAAACAGUGUGAACAAGCGGUAUACCAGACAAUUUUGGAAGAAGAUGUAGAAGAUCCUGUAUACCAGUACAUUGUGUUUGAGGCUGGACACGAGCCGAUCCGUGAGCCUGAAACGGAAGAAAACAUUUAUCAGGUUCCUACCAGCCAAAAGAAGGAAGGCGUUUAUGAUGUGCCAAAAAGUCAACCUCUGGAGAAUGGAAACUUAUUGCUGGACAUUGAUGAAAAUCUUGUUUCAGUCACUCAGGCUGUUACCCAACUAGAGCUUUUUGGGGACAUGUCCACUCCUCCUGACGUAACCUCUCCCCCAACUCCUGCUACUCCAGGUGAUGCCUUUAUCCCAUCUUCAUCCCAGUCACUUCCUGCUAGUACAGACAUGUUUGGUUCUGUACCUUUCAGCACUGCUGCCGUACCCUCAGGUUAUGUUGCCAUGGGAGCUGUUCUGCCCUCCUUCUGGGGACAGCAACCACUUGUUCAACAGCAGUUGGCCAUGGGUGCUCAGCCUCCAGUUGCUCAGGUGAUGCAGGGAGGACAGCCGAUAGCGUGGGGCCAGCCCGGUAUUUUUCCUCCUACUCAGCAGCCGUGGCCAUCUGUAGCUGGUCAGUUCCAACCAACUGCCUUCAUGCCAACACAAACUGUUUUGCCUUUACAAGCAGCCAUGUUUCAAGGUACCAUUGCUCCUAUAGCUACAGUUCCACCCACAAGUGAUUCCAACAGAUCGAGUCCACAGACAGACAGACCCAGACAGAAAAUGGGAAAAGAAAUGUUUAAAGAUUUCCAGAUGGCUCAGCCUCCACCAGUGCCAUCAAGAAAACCAGAUCAGCCUUCCCUCAGUUGUACCUCAGAGGCCUUCUCAAGUUACUUUAAUAAAGUUGGGAUGGCACAGGAAGCAGAUGAUUGUGAUGAUUUUGACAUCUCUCAGUUAAAUUUGACUCCUGUGACUUCCACAACACCAUCUACAAAUUCACCUCCAACCCCUGCACCCAGACAGAGUUCUCCAUCAAAAUCAUCAGCGUCUCAUACGAGUGAUCCUGCUGCAGAUGACCUCUUUGAAGAGGGGUUUGAAAGCCCAAGCAAAAGUGAGGAGCCAGAGGCUCCUGAUGGGUCUCAGGCCUCCUCCACAAGUGAUCCAUUUGGUGAGCCAACUGGUGAUACUAUAAGUCCACAGGUCGGUAGCUAGAUAGCACAGGUUGGGGAAGCAGAACCUCUCUACGCCCAGAUUAACAGACCUAAGAAAUAGCAUUGUUACAGUCUUGUGGUGCUCCAAGACUCAAACGAAACCCAACAACCUGGCAGGCCUUUGGCUUUCAUGCUUUUUUCCAAUUGAUUUUGUCUGACAAGGAGCGAGAUUGCCCUUCUGGACUGGCUCUUCGAGUGUUCCUGAUGUGUUUUUUUUUGGCAACCAAUGGCAGAUUCCUAUGGCAGCACAAAAUAAAAACUCUCCCUGCUUAUCAUACCACGAGUCCAGCCCCGUCCCCACAAGUGGUGGGUAUCCAGACUAGGAAAUCUUACUCCUCGGUCUUCUUUUAAAGAUUUGUUGUCUUCUGUGUGCCACAUAUUGAGUAAUAGACAUUCCUUUUUCUUUUGAGCAAAAAGCAGAGUCUGUAUGUAGCAGUGGCAUUAUCAUUCAACAGCCUUUGGGGCACAAGUCGGCACUUUUUAUGUCACGGUGACAUGUUUUUCAUCAUCAUUUACAUCAGGCUGAUCCUGACCCUUUUUUUUCCCUAUGUAGACAUAUUUAAAUAACAACAACAAAAAAUACUGGUGGUGUCAUUUUUUUUUUUAUUUUAUUUCUUAUUCUGUAGUUUUGUAUGAGUGACAGAUCUAACAGCAGAACGCCUCCUGCGGAAAUGAUUCCUAACUUGAAACCACAGAAUGAAACUCGGUUGUUUAUCCAUCCUGACUGAAAUGUUGCCAAAUGGACCUUUAAGUUCUAGCACAUCAUGAGGAAGAAAUGCUGCUUUCUGUUGGAAUACUCAUGUUGUGGGUAGAGAAAGGACCUGGAGUCCCACUGAGGAAAGACGAAAGAGUCAGUAUUUCCUAGGAAACUCUAAACAAAGUACAGAAAAGGAAUAUUUUUAUUUCUUCAGUAUCUUGCUGCUGUAAUGCUAUGCAGACAAGUGUUUUCUUCUCUGUGUGCCAUUUUUGAUGAAAAAAAAUCAUUUGCCAAAUAAUACUGGUAUGCUUCUGGUUUAAGAGUUUGGCUGAAGCGGACUUUACAAAUGGGACAAGGACGGCAUGGAUUUUGGAAUAACAAACUGAUUCUGUGAUCAAAUUGUUCAUCUUUAUCACUUUUUGUACAUCAGAAAAAUCAAAUGGGAUUUUUAUUUUAUAACUUGAAAAAAAAAUCUUACUGUUAAACUCUUUAAAUGUUUAAGGGGAAAUGGCUUUAAGGAGUUUGAAUGAAAAUUGCCAGUUUUUUUGUAAAUAUAAAUGUUAUGAAAAUUCUUUUACUAAUGCCAUUACACAGUAGAGAAGGUAGCAAGUUGCAGUGCUUGGGAGGGGUGGCAAACCCAAUUUGUGGUUCUCACAUCACAUGUUUUUUCACAUGCUUACAAUAAUGGGCUGAAGCUCAAGUGCAUUUGCCAAAAGCAGUCAGCUUGUCAGCGACUAGUAAAAUUAAUGGGAACACUUGAUUUUAUGGUCUAGCGCUAUCACACGGACAUAUUCCACUUACAAGAGCUCACAUUUCAUAGACAUUCCUUUGAACCUCUGCAUAGAAGUCAUCAAACUGUUUACAUGCAGAACAAAAGAAUUUAAAACUUCCUUUUUUUACAUUUAUGAAACAAAAGUGCAGUGUUUGGGUUCAUAUGUUUAGCACAUGAUUUUCAUAAAGAAUCUAUAUAUUUUUGCCCUACAGAGAAUUGUUAUACAGGUCAAAUGUGUUUUCCUGAUGUUCCUAUGCAGUUACAGUAUAUUGAAUUUAGUGGUUUAACACUAAAAAGACAAAAAAAGAAGAAAAAAAACAAAAAAAAAAUAGAAAAAGGAAAAAAGGUUAAAGAAAUCAAAUGAUUAAUCAGUUUUUAGGGUUAUUGUGCAGAUUUUGUUUUUAAAUUGGCACAUUAGGAUUUACAUUUUUUGUCAUGAUUAAAAUAGGCCUGGAGUUAUAAAUGUUUUACUUUCUUUCGUCUCUGUUAUAAGCUAAAAAUGGUUUAGAAGACAGAAUAACUGGGGUGGCAACUGUUGGUAUGUGCAAAAAAAUCUCAAAACAUGAUUCCAGUCUUUUACUUUGAAUUAGAGAAAUUAGAGAAAUGUGCGUUACCGAAUGUAUGUGAAUGAAAAAUUAGCUGUGAAUAGACCUAAUGAACCUGCAGAGAACUUUUAUCCUCAUUCACGGUCAUCUGAUGCUUCUUCCUUAGUCAUGUGCAAACAGCUUUGUAGCAAAUCUUAUUUUCCCACCUGAAGAAAGAUCAAGUUUUCUAACUGGAAAAGAUAUUUAAAACUUGGCAGAUUUGAGUGUUUCAGGAUUAAAAGCAGAGGUAAAAGUGUUUCUAAAGGACAUUUCUGUAAGAAUAUUUUCAUAAUUUGCACAGUGGUGCUACUUUCUUCCUCAGUGGUUUUUUUGGGUUUUGUCCUACACGUGGAACCUCAAAGACAGUUUUGGUUCAUCAUAGACAUUUGAGAUUUAGUACUGUCAGUGCAUUUCCAGUUAUGGGGUAAAACGUUGAAAGAAGAGAUUUAUGUCUCAGAGGAUCCAUUGACAUCAUAUUUAUAGGAAGCGGAUCAUUAACGAAUAGGUGCCGAGGGAAUGAGGCUGGAAUUUUAGUGUCUCCUGAGAGACGGCUGGACCAUCACCACGGACCUUUGUCUUACCUUUACCAAUGCUCAUGAAUAAAAUCAGUUCCAAGUUGUCUUGUCAUAUGAUCGUCCUUGUCAUGGUUGAGAUGCUGAGUCGAGAGGGCUGGAGGGCCUCUGCACUGUACCGGUAUUGUAGAUAACUGAAAUAUCCAGCUUGUGCAAUUGUUUAAUCCCUCAUCCUUCACUAGCACUAAAUUCGUCACUUUAAAUUUAAAAACCAGGGAAUCCCACCAGCCAUCCUGUAAUCAUCCCCCGUAGGUUCUUGAUCUUUACCUGUCAUGAAAAGAUAUUUUGAUAGAUCGUAGUCAUCCAAGUGUCUGAUGAAACCUUUCAUCUAAUAACGUACUGGGCACCUUCUUUGCAAAGAUGUUUACUCCGUGGUUUUCAUUCAUUUUUAUUUCUGCAUUCUGACACUUAUUUUUUUAAUAAAGAUGAGAAAGAUAAAA
Pipra filicauda (Wire-tailed manakin) is the source of this 5888-nucleotide messenger RNA. RefSeq names its product DAB adaptor protein 1 (gene DAB1). The record is from RefSeq and is a predicted model, not a curated record. NCBI's taxonomy places the organism in Eukaryota, Metazoa, Chordata, Aves, Passeriformes, Pipridae. Bases 1118 to 2824 code for a protein of 568 amino acids. The transcript is spliced from 19 exons. Gene Ontology annotation, biological process: ventral spinal cord development; lateral motor column neuron migration.